Cuculus canorus (common cuckoo) is the source of this 4817-nucleotide messenger RNA. It is a transcript of the gene HOXD4, whose product is annotated as homeobox D4. The coding region runs from base 1675 to 2388 and encodes 237 amino acids. The transcript has 2 exons. Gene Ontology annotation, molecular function: DNA-binding transcription factor activity, RNA polymerase II-specific; RNA polymerase II cis-regulatory region sequence-specific DNA binding. Gene Ontology annotation, cellular component: nucleus. Gene Ontology annotation, biological process: anterior/posterior pattern specification; embryonic skeletal system morphogenesis; regulation of transcription by RNA polymerase II. Lineage: Eukaryota; Metazoa; Chordata; Aves; Cuculiformes; Cuculidae. The record is from RefSeq and is a predicted model, not a curated record.
AUUCUUUUCUAAAUUAUCUCAACAAUUAUUCAUCUAAAUAGCUCAAUUUGGCCAGUAAUGUCCAUUUUCCGUAGCAAGGACGUAAACGGCAGAGCAUCUAAUGUGAGCAGCAGGUCUUUCUGAGAAUUUGGUAGGUGAAAUUCGUCGCUAUAAAUUGGUGAAGAGUGGCAGAGCCCUGUUGCAGCAGUAAUAACAAGCGUGAAUCUUAUCCGAAAUCCCACCUUCCUGCAAAUCCGUAUUUCAGACCUGAGUCCCAGCAGAAUAGUUUGCAUUCCUCAGAAGACAGUAAGAACUAAGAGAAUUGCAAAGACCUGCUAUAUUGUAGAUGAAAACAGAAUGUUAUUACGUUGUCUAUAUAUACCCUGUAGAACCGAAUUUGUGUGAUAUUCAUAUAGUCACAGAUUCGAUUCUAGGGGAAUAUAUGGUCGAUGCAAAAACUUCACCUUUCUGCAAAUGGUUAGUAGUUUAUAAACUGGCGGAUUCAAAAGACAUGUGCGUGCUGAACACUCAGAAAUUAUAAUUUACUGCCUCGCUCCUAUUUGCCAGGUUUUAGGACGUCUCUUAAAAUUUCAGUUGUCGUUCAGUUGUAACUGUCACUGACAGACUGUGAAUUUAAACAGUUAAUCUCACCAGAAGUCAUAAUUUUUCUGAAACAAAAUUAUCUACCAAUCAGUGAAUGAAUCUUUAAAAAGAUGCUCGCAAAUUAGCUAGAUAUGCCAGCCAUUAGCCAAAUUUUCCUGUCAAGGGUUCAGAUCGCAUCAAAUUAUUUACGACAGCAGCAAAAGCACCAUUCGCCUCACUGGAAUGUAUUUACUUGUGCUCCAGGAACGAUAUUGACGAAGGAAGACGGAAUUUGUCUCAUUAAACCCGUGAUAUUUCUAACCUAAUUAAAUGCCGUCUCCAGUUCAAUUGAUUGAACUUUAGCGGUUAAAAAUGAACGGUUUCUUGCCAUCUGUAUGAUUUUACACACAUACGUGUGUAGAUUUAUACAUCGACGUGUGCGUUUGCGUCUGUGCGCGCAUACGUAUGCCCACGUAUAUAUUGAGGCUUGCAAAGUGAAUGAGAAGUUACUGAUUGCCUAAUUUUAUUCAGCAGAACUAAAUUCUGGUAACUUUUGGAUGACCUCUGCUAGACAAAGACAGGACAGAUCUAUUGUACAUCAUAUUACCCUCUUCUUUGAUGGCUUUUCUUUCCCUCGCCUCCUUAUCAGUGUCCUCCCUUUUAACCCCACUCCAGCUCCUCGCUCCGUGUAGUUCUUUCGAUAUUUUAUUUAAGGCGAGGUAAGGAGCCCCGGUGGCGAGUGCGGCUGGCAGAUCGGGCGGCGGGGCAGCCUCCCCCGGGGCUGGGGAAGCCAGCUCAGACAAAAGCCUGGCCCUACCUGCGGGCCGGGAGGCGGCCGCCGCCCGAGGAGUUAUCCCUGCACCUCCGGUACCUGCUUUGGGGGGUGCGACCCGCCGGAGAGGGGGGUCACUCGGUUACAGGGAUAUUAUGGAGUGAAAUCGGUGGAAAUGCUGAGCUGCGGAGAAAUCCGGUGAUCGGCUCCCGCCUCCCCAUUGGCCGGGCCGGUCACAUGCCCGCCUAACUUUAUUCAGUUGACAGCGAGUAGGAGGGCUCUAUGGCAGGGGGAAAAAAGACAACACGAGAAAAAUUAGUAUUUUCUACCUUCAGAAAUUAAUGGCCAUGAGUUCGUAUAUGGUGAACUCUAAGUACGUGGAUCCCAAAUUUCCUCCUUGCGAGGAAUAUUUGCAGAAUAACUACCUAGGCGAGCAGGGGGCCGAGUACUACAGUGCCUCGCAGGGCUCUGAUUUCCAGCACCAGGGACUCUACCCACGGUCAAACUACGGCGAGCAGCCCUUUAGCUGUAGCAAUGCCCAAGGCUCUGCCGUGCAGCCGCGGGGUCACGGACAGGAGCAAUCCGGCCCAGCGAGCCACUUCCCCGGCCAAGCAGAGCAUUGUCCACCGCCUCCAAUGUCCAACUCGCGAGCCUGCAGCCAGCAGCCGGCCCUCAAAGCCCCAAACGGGUCAGCAGUUAAGCAGCCAGCAGUAGUUUAUCCCUGGAUGAAGAAAGUCCAUGUUAACUCGGUGAAUCCCAAUUACAACGGAGGGGAACCUAAACGCUCCCGCACAGCUUACACCAGACAGCAAGUCCUAGAACUGGAAAAAGAAUUUCAUUUUAACAGGUACCUGACCAGGCGCCGCCGUAUCGAGAUAGCCCACACUUUGUGUCUCUCUGAGCGCCAGAUCAAGAUCUGGUUUCAGAACAGAAGAAUGAAGUGGAAAAAAGAUCACAAACUGCCCAACACGAAGGGCAGGUCUUCUUCCUCUGGUUCAAACCCCCAUUUACAGACUGGUUCCAAGGACCAUCAGACUGACUUGACAACUUUGUAGAAGAGGUGAAAUUUUCCAUUUCAUCCUUCGCUUCUGACCAGUACUGUACAUAAAGUGACACUGCCCAAGCAGAACCUGCAUGUAGCAGCUAAGGACUCGAGAAACUGUCAUCUUUCUUUAAGGUACUGUUGUACAAAGGAGACAAAAUGACGCUACUUUGGACUUUAUUUUAUUUGCCUCUGCUAGCACAACCUAAAAAAUAAAAGGGAAGAGAAGGAGGGGGAAGGGGGGAAAAAAAAACCAAACCAACCAACAUCAUGCAGGCAGUGGGAAUUGGGAAAAUAUUAAACGAGACCUUCUGUCCAUAAAAAGUAAUAAAUCAUUGAAAAUGAAACUGUCCUGUGUUUCGGUUUUGAAUUCAAAAGUGAAGGUUUGAUGCUUUAUUCUGGGAUUUUUGCUUUUAGUUGUCUUUUUUAUCCCAUGCAGUUUCGAGAGGAUGCAUUUGGGCAAGUUGAGGACAGGAAAUUUAUAGCAUAGUCUUUUAUUUGAACAUAAAGACUAGUAAUUGUGAACUUUUUGUGCUGCUUUACCUUUCUUGGUGUAAUGAAAAUACUUGCUCAUUUCCAUAAUGUCUCAGAAGGUGUGCAUAGGAGUUAAGUGAAAACGGGUUAUUUUGUGUACUGGUAGUAUUAGCGUUAUUUAUUUAUUUGUUAUGUAGAAGAGUGAAGAUAAAAACAAAAAUUGUCAAACCAAAAAUGAGGAAGGGGAGUUGAAAUACAGUAUUUCUCCUUCCCAGUCUCUUGAACACAUAUAUAAUAUUUACUUGCCUCGAACGUACACAACUUUCUUGUCCCCCUUUUUCCCCCCAAAUUUUCUUCUUUGUGAAUAGGAGAAGCGUCCCUGCUCCUUACCAUGUGCCAUACAGGGCUAACAGGCUUGAAAUAUGUUUCCAAAAUCUGCUUCCAAUAUCUGCCCUUCUCAGUGCUGUGCUGUAAACCACUGAUACCUCAUGUAUUAAUGGAGAAAACAAAACAAAAAGACGAAAAAAAAAAGAAGAGAAAACCCAACCCCCGACCUCCCCGACAACAAAAAACUAGGAAGAAAACCUCAGAGUGAGAAAUUGUUGAGAUUUCUUAUAUAACCUGAGACUUUCAAAGCUGAAGGCUGAAUGCAUUGUUUCUAUCAGAUUUUAGAUUCCUUUUCUGCCCAAGAGAGAGACAGGCUAUGUGGGUUGCUGCUUUGUCUUCUUUCGGGGUUAUUUUGGUGUGUUGGGGUUAUUGGUUUUGGGUUUUUUUUUUUUGGAUUUUUUUAUUAUUAUUUAUUUUUGGAGUGGGUUUUUUUUGUGUGUUUUGUUUUUAGAAGAACAGUGAUUGCUUUUAAACAAACCAUGAGACAUGACUGCAAUGGUUAGAAAUCUCAGCAAGUUGCUUUCAAGGAAAUAGGAAAGGCUUGGAUGGGAGCAGAGCUGGUCUAAAACACACGGAUUUGUCCCUGGCUACUGGCUGCAUGGUGCCAAAGUUUUAGUGCGUUGUAAAUACCAAACUCAGCCAAGCCAGCUCCCUUAGCCACUUACACCUCCACUCGGGCCAUUUUAAAGUUCAGCCCUUGUCUCCUGUACCCUCAGGGCAGGGAGAGGGACCAUAUCAUCCAAAUUGAAACGAGGUGAUCCCUUUAUUAAAGUGAAAAGGGGCAAAGGAGGAAAUCCAGAGCAAAGGCUGAAGGGAGGUGGAAGAGCACGGGGUGAGUUAACGUGCCUAUCUCCAGGCUGGGUUCUUCCCACCGAGGACUCACAGCUUUCUGGGAUGGCUCGGGAAAACCCUGGCCAAAAUGGGGCUUGAAUGAAUUCGAAAAUAAAAGGGAGCUUUUCAACAGUAGUGUAUUCGGCCGCAUUUGCUGCGGCCAGCGGUUAAUUUCUGCCCUUUUCUCAUCCCUAGAAGUCCGCAAAGUGUCUUGUGAGACUUGGUCUUUUGUUUUAGAGGCUGGAGAAAACUCUUUGUUCUUCCUUAGGGUAAGCCCAGUUCUCAGACUUGCACAUGGCAAUACUUGAAUAUCUCCACGUCGUGAUAUUAAAGAUGGAUAUUCCCGCAUUAUUCGCAUCAUUGUUUCUAUGACAAAAAGCACCGAGUUCAUACAUAGUAAAGACGUCUUUUUUCUGACGCCUUCACGUUGAGAAGCUGAAAAGGUAUUUCACUGAAGUUCGGCUAAAUUGCAGGAACAGGUUCACCCAGAGGACAAAUUUUCUAUUCGAUUAGUUGUAUUUCAGCCUGGAAGAGUGACCUCUAAACCCUUAACCUUUUGGACCCAAACUACCCUUCCCUUUCUCUGGCAUGGAGAGCAGCUAGCAGCAGCGCUUGAGGAGGGAAUUCCUGAGGCAAGUUUGCAAGUUUUGUUACACUCGGUUCCUGUGGUAGGGGCCUUUUGCCUCCAGAGGUGUCCAAAGCCCUUCCUUUGCUCUUCGUACUUAUCUAGGGAAAGAAAAAAAGGAAAAA